This is a messenger RNA of Formica exsecta, 1403 nucleotides long. Its product is annotated as G-protein coupled receptor 143-like. Gene Ontology annotation, molecular function: L-DOPA receptor activity; L-tyrosine binding; dopamine binding. NCBI's taxonomy places the organism in Eukaryota, Metazoa, Arthropoda, Insecta, Hymenoptera, Formicidae. Gene Ontology annotation, cellular component: plasma membrane; melanosome membrane. Gene Ontology annotation, biological process: melanosome organization; cell surface receptor signaling pathway; G protein-coupled receptor signaling pathway. The coding region runs from base 56 to 1156 and encodes 366 amino acids. The transcript is spliced from 6 exons. The record is from RefSeq and is a predicted model, not a curated record.
UAAUUGAGCGUUGAGCAGACACAGAGCAGAGAUUUACAUCGGAUAAUACCAAAGAAUGGCCGAUCCAACAUUACAAACUUUUUGUUGUCAUUAUACAAACCGAACAGACAAGGCUAUAGCGAUAAUGCAAGAAUUUAAUACUGAUGCGUACAAUACGGUGUGCAUGAUAUCAUCGACAAUGGGUAUGAUAGGUGCGAUUUAUCAGAUAUUACCUCGGGAAGAUUUGAAUAUUUCUCAACGAUGGAGAAGCUUUUCUAGAGGGCGAGAUAUUAUUGUAUGGCUUGCUGUUGCUGAUCUCUUAGCAUCUUUAGGUGUGUUUGUAAGGUCGGCAUUGUGGAGGAAUUUCAAGUCUAUCAUGCCAAUGGAAGGCGAUAUGUCGAGUGUUAUUUUUUGCGCUUUGUCGUCGGCGUGGACUCAAUAUUUCUAUAUGGCUACAUGGAUAUGGACAUUGUGUUAUGCAGUAGACAUGAAGUUAUUAUUAGGCGAUAAAAACGGCUAUUCUAUAUAUUAUCAUACUUUAGCCUGGGUGCUUCCAGCCAUUCUUACCUCAUUUGGACUGAUCAUCUUAUAUAUUCCAGAUGCAAAUUGUCACAAUUUGACAUCAUUAUCCAGUGCCAUAUUGCGUAUUCUUCCAAACUACUGUGCUACAUAUGUAUUAUUGGCAGUAGUCAUGAUCGCAAAUCCUAUUUUGUAUAUUGCAUCAACUCGAGAUCUUGAAACGGCAGUUUUACAUAGCAUGGCUCAAAUGACUGGAAGGGAACGAAGAUUGAUACAAACAGUUAGAUUAAAAUUUGCUCUCAUCAAUUUGGUCUACUAUGUAUGCUGGACGCCCAAUUUAAUUAAUGGGAUAUUAUUGUGGACUCUAUGGUUUAAGUUGCCGAUUACGGCAAUUAUCACUUUGUGGUAUAUAAUGGCUGUGACAAAUCCUCUUCAAGCGUUCUUUAAUGCGAUUGUUUAUCAAUCAUGGAAUAGAAGAGAAAAAUUGCGUCUUGAAUGUUGUCAAGAUUUCAAAUCGAGUACCAAUAUACAUUUAAAUGCGAUCGAGAAAAGAAAUAGUAGUGGUCAUUUUUCUGAAUCAUCUCCACUAUUGAAUCCAAGAAGAGAAUACAGACAGAAUAUACCACAUAUCAGCAUAAACGGAUCUUCGUCUCUGUGAGAAUUUUUUACUGCCAGUCUUAGAAAUGUAAAUAUUAUAUAUACUAUCCUAUUUUUAAAGAGAAUAAUUUUAAUAUAUAAAAUGAUUAAAAGAUUUACAUAUCAUAAAGUCAGACUCAAUGUGCAUGAAACUUUCGAAAUCUCAGAAAAUUGAAGUCUCGACAAGUGCAAUAAAAUUUUUUGAAAAAUUUUGUGAUAUAAAAAUAAUUGUAGAGUAAAAAAAAAUAUUUUUUAAUAUUUUUAAUAUU